UCCAUUUUCUGUACUGACCAGCGAUUGAAAACCCUCUCACUCUCGCUCUUCGGCUCACCUCAUUGGAAGAAGAACACAGAGAUGAUGCAGAGAUGGUGCUGGAGGUUCCGCUCCCUAACAGCCUUUGCUUCCUCUAAUCAGCUCCGCCACCUCCGUCCUUCCCCCGUUUCUCGUCUCAUCCACACUUCUCCCAAUUUAUUCCACAAACCCCCAAUCAUCACUCCUUCCCUAAUUGGACACAACUUUUCCUCCCACAUCAGCGCCUCCGCCUUUCCCUCUCCUAUCUCACAGUCGCCUCACUCUUUGAUCCAAGUGCGGUAUAUCACUGCCAAGCAGAGGAAGAGAAAGUUGAAGAGUAGGAAGCCAAUGACUCCAGUAGUUUCAAAAGUAAAAAAAGUGAAAAUCAAAGGCUACUCGUCUUAUAAAGGCAGAUUUAGGCUAAUGAAUGAUGGACAGAUCAGGCGAUGGAAGGAGGGGAAGAGGCAUAAUGCAUUUUCAAAGUCUAAGAAGUCAAAACGACGACUCAGACAACCUGGUAUUGUUCCUGCUGCUUAUGCAAAAGUAAUGAAGAAGCUAAAUUUCUGCGCUUGAAGCAAAGUUCGCACUGCAGGAGAGCCUCAUUGUUUCUAGGAAGGCUGCCCUCAUCAUCAGAACAUACUUCAUCUCAUGAUUUCCAUAGAAGCUUGUAAGUCAGUUAGUUAAGGCUCCUCCAACUGAUUGAUAGAUUUAGUCCGGGAUUUUGCAGUCUUGCGGUUUACUGGAUAGAGGGAUUUGCAUUUUUACUUAUUUUAUUGUUUUAAAUUGGUUUUGUCUUCAUGGUUCUAGUGUGCAUCCUUCAACAAGACAGUUUUGACUGCCAAAAACAGAGAAAUAUAAGUGGGCUGCAGCUUAUUUGAUUGUAUUCUUAAAA
Salvia splendens (bonfire salvia) is the source of this 910-nucleotide messenger RNA. RefSeq lists its product as uncharacterized. Gene Ontology annotation, cellular component: ribosome. Bases 82 to 591 code for a protein of 169 amino acids. The record is from RefSeq and is a predicted model, not a curated record. Gene Ontology annotation, biological process: translation. Gene Ontology annotation, molecular function: structural constituent of ribosome. The transcript has 4 exons. NCBI's taxonomy places the organism in Eukaryota, Viridiplantae, Streptophyta, Magnoliopsida, Lamiales, Lamiaceae.